AUGGAACAAGAUCCUGGAUUCAUUGCUGCUGUGGAGGAGGCGACAAAGGGCGCUGCUGAGGGCGGUGUUCCUAUUGGUGCUUGCCUGGUCUCCAAGGAUGGCAAGAUCCUGGGACGUGGUCAUAAUAUGCGGGUGCAGAAAGGAAGUCCCGUCCUGCAUGCCGAGAUGUCCGCGCUUGAAAACUCCGGCCGUCUCCCCGCAUCGGCUUACGAGGGCGCCACUAUGUACACCACCCUGUCUCCCUGUGACAUGUGCACCGGAGCGUGCCUUCUCUACAAGAUUAACCGCGUGGUUAUCGGUGAGAACAUUAACUUCAUGGGUGGUGAGGAUCUACUGCGUAGCCGUGGCAAGGAGGUGGUCGUGCUGGAUAACGCUGAGUGCAAGCAUUUGAUGUCUACCUUUAUGAAGGAGAAGCCGGAGCUCUGGAACGAGGAUAUCGCCGUCUAA
This is a messenger RNA of Penicillium odoratum, 447 nucleotides long. Its product is annotated as cytosine deaminase. NCBI's taxonomy places the organism in Eukaryota, Fungi, Ascomycota, Eurotiomycetes, Eurotiales, Aspergillaceae. The transcript is spliced from 3 exons. Gene Ontology annotation, cellular component: nucleus; cytoplasm. Gene Ontology annotation, molecular function: diaminohydroxyphosphoribosylaminopyrimidine deaminase activity. The coding region runs from base 1 to 447 and encodes 148 amino acids. The record is from RefSeq and is a predicted model, not a curated record.